AUGACUGUUACUACGCUACCGUACAUGAAAACGAACCCCAAGCUCAUAUUCUUCACGGAUUUCGAUGGAACGAUCACCCUCGAAGACAGUAGUCGCAAGAUUGAUAACCUUGGCUACGGGCGCAUAAAGCGCCGUCAAGGAAACGAGGCCGUUCUCGAGGGCACCAUGAGCUUCCGUGACGCUUUUCGCGACAUGUUGGACAGCAUCAAGACCCCCUACAACGAGUGCAUCGAGUACCUCAAGAAGAACAUGAAGCUGGAUCCCUACUUUGUGGAAUUCUACAAAUGGUCCAGAGAGAACAAUGUCCCGAUCGUGGUGUUGUCUUCCGGGAUGGUUCCAGUCAUCAGCGCCCUCUUCGAGACGCUUCUAGGCGGCGAACCAGACGACCACCUUUACAUCGUUGCCAACCAGGUCGAGAGCCGUGAUGGCAAGGAUAUCAACUCUGAGGGAGGCUGGCAGAUCAAGUACCAUGACGACAGCCACUUCGGCCACGACAAGUCGCUGGAAAUCAAGCCGUAUGCCGCACUGCCGGACAGUGUGCGCCCGACCUUGUUGUACGCAGGAGAUGGCGUGUCUGAUUUGUCAGCCGCUGCAGAGACUGAUCUUCUGUUUGCCAAAAAGGGCAAGGAUUUGGUGACAUUCUGCGAGCGCGAGAAGAUUCCGUUCACGCUUUUCGAGAGUUGGGAGUCUAUUCUCGCUACAACUAAGGAUAUCUUGAGUGGCAACGUUUCGGUUAAGGACGUUGCUCAAGAUGGACUGGAGGCGGUCCACAAGGGGGCCAACAAGAACUGA
Messenger RNA from Aspergillus niger, 792 nucleotides. RefSeq lists its product as uncharacterized. Gene Ontology annotation, biological process: L-serine biosynthetic process; dephosphorylation. The record is from RefSeq and is a predicted model, not a curated record. Gene Ontology annotation, cellular component: cytoplasm. Bases 1 to 792 code for a protein of 263 amino acids. The transcript is spliced from 5 exons. Gene Ontology annotation, molecular function: phosphatase activity; magnesium ion binding. NCBI's taxonomy places the organism in Eukaryota, Fungi, Ascomycota, Eurotiomycetes, Eurotiales, Aspergillaceae.